AAUGAACCAUGAACCAUACAAACCUGUCACGGAAGCGCGCUGAAACGGAGGAGUGAGUCCUUGAGAUGGGUAAAUUUUGACAUUGACGUUCCAAAAAAUGUGUUCGGGUGUGUGGUCUUUGUUUGUCACAUUGCAGUGUGCACCAGCACUUGUAUUGGAUACCAACCAAAACAACUCUUGGUGCACGCAAUCCAAGUUUUCAUUUUGCAGUGAUUGGACCUAGGUGAAAGUCGCAAAUUUUCUGCUCAAAAGGCUGUCGCAAUGCUCUUUUUGGGGCGUUUGCAGCCUUGCCCGUUCGAUUUCAUCCGAUAGCGUGAUUGAAGACAGCUGGCAAAGACAUCCUGUUGCCAUGCCCUUUACAAGGCCAACUUCGAGUGGCCUCUUUUGCUUGGCAUUUUGUCUAAAUGCAGGAGGGAAUAAGCGAAGCAGCGAAACAUGCGGCUCCAUUUUGGCUCCUCACUGAUUACACCAGAUGGUUCUUUCAUUUACCUCACUGUGUCUCCUCGGCCAGCUUCUUUGCUGCGGAUUGGAAUGCGAGCCAGUCCACGGCCAUUUCUGUUGACAUUGCCAUGCUGGUCAUUGUUGGCUGCUGCUUGUUCGCUUGGUGCUCCGACAUCUACAGGCUUUGCCCGGGCUGGGGUGCUGUGCGACGCUUUGACAGCGAUGGCAAUGAGGACCGGAGAGCAAGAGAGAGCUUGCUCCAAAAGGAUUUUGACCAUCGUCAGGCAGCAGCCUUGGAAGCCUCAGAGGCGCCAAAGCUCUAUGGCGCCCUGGGUCCUCCAACCUGGGGCGUUCUGGAGUCACCAAACCAGCAGGAGGUCAUGGUGAAUCAUCCGGUCCAUGGGCAAGUGAAGGUGCGCAGCAACUUCGAGGAGACGCAGCAGCUGCGCAGAGAAUCCACGUGGUGGGCCAAAGAUGAGCGCUACUUUGCGGAGCAGGCGAACCUCCGCCGCGGCGAGCUUUGCGUGAACGAGCCCUUCGCCAAGCUGGGUAGCGCCAUUUGAGGCGUCCUCUGGAAGGAGUCCACGACGCCACGAUGCUGAGUGGCCGUUUCAUGCGUUGAAUCGGACCCUCAUUGCCGUUGAGAGACUCAACGACAAACCUCAUUGCGCCGGGAUCUUUGCAAACGACGAUCCUGCUUGACCGUUGUCCUUUCGCUACAGAAAACAGGGUAGAAGCCGAUGGAUCUGAUUGAUAGGAGGAUGGUCUGUGGAUUUCAGAGGGCCAUGCGCACAGUGUACGGUUGUAACGCUGACUGCGAUGCUUGGCGCUAGCCCUGGGUCACAAGGGCUUGUGGUCUGGGUGUUUUGUUCCUGA
Messenger RNA from Durusdinium trenchii, 1317 nucleotides. NCBI's taxonomy places the organism in Eukaryota, Dinophyceae, Suessiales, Symbiodiniaceae. The record is from the annotation of a GenBank genome assembly.